AUGAACUUUAGGAGGAUUUACCUAGUCAAGUGCUUGCUGCUUUUAUUUCCCAGUGUAAAAUGCUCUGUCACCAACUGGAUUUACAUGGCAGUGAAUGAGUCUGCUCUUCUCAGCAUCACUUCUGCUGCUGGGAGAGUAUAUGAUGCAACAUGGCUGAGAGACAGAAAAAAGUUGCUUCAGAUAAAAGAUAAGACAGUUAAGUACUAUGUGAACAAGGACCAGUGCAGGUGUAAGAUAUUCCUAAAUGGGACUCUGCAAAUAGAGCGGGUGGUGAAAGAGGACAGUGGAAAGUAUACGGUGACUGUUUAUCAGGAGGAUGGAAAAUUGAAGGCAGAAGAAGAUACAAUGUUCAUCAUUCAGGAGCCUGUCCCUCAGCCAAUUCUCAGUGGUGAAUGCAGGAAUAAAACUGUAUCUGUCACGUGUGAAGUGAAGCAGAAGACUAAAGACGAAACAUUUAUAAUAGAAUUGACUCGCAAUAAAGACAAAAACAUCCAAAACAAUGUAACAAGGUUGGAAUUGCAGACGCGGUAUUCUGGGACGUUCAGAUGUGUUGUUAAGAACCAAGUCAGCGAAAAAACAGCUGAAAAAGUAAUUAAGUGCUCAGGCCAGCUGGACCUUUAUCUCAUCUUAAGCAUAGCAGGAGGCGCAAUCUUCUUUGUCAUCUUCGUGAUUUUGCUUAUUUAUUGUAUCAGGAAGAAGAAAGCAGAAAGGCUCGAAGAUGACUGCGAGGAGCAAACGAUGCAGGCUCGCAAGGCGGACAGUGAAAUGGUGGUGCGGGAGCUCCCUCAGCCGCCAUGCAACCCUACCCCGAAGCAGCUGCGCGUGCAGCAGCGGCCGCUGCCACAGCCCCAGGUGCAGCAGCAAGCACUGCCCCCACGGCCCAGGCCCCGCACUCAGCAGCGGACUCCAAACCACCCGAGAGAAAGACCUUGA
This is a messenger RNA of Pygoscelis adeliae (Adelie penguin), 933 nucleotides long. It is a transcript of the gene CD2, whose product is annotated as CD2 molecule. NCBI's taxonomy places the organism in Eukaryota, Metazoa, Chordata, Aves, Sphenisciformes, Spheniscidae. The transcript is spliced from 5 exons. The record is from RefSeq and is a predicted model, not a curated record. The coding region runs from base 1 to 933 and encodes 310 amino acids.